Molecule: messenger RNA, 3264 nt
Organism: Columba livia (rock pigeon)
Lineage: Eukaryota; Metazoa; Chordata; Aves; Columbiformes; Columbidae
Gene: ST8SIA1
Product: ST8 alpha-N-acetyl-neuraminide alpha-2,8-sialyltransferase 1
Exons: 5
Coding region: 203-1276 (357 amino acids)
Biological process (GO): oligosaccharide metabolic process; N-glycan processing
Molecular function (GO): alpha-N-acetylneuraminate alpha-2,8-sialyltransferase activity
Source: RefSeq, a predicted model, not a curated record
AGGAGCCAGCUGCGGCGCAGCGGCGGCAGCAGCCCCGGCAGGAGACCCGACGCCCGCGGGGGCCGGCUGCCCCCCGGCCGGCUGGGCGGCGAUGGCGGCGGGCGGCGGACGGCGGGCUUAGGGCCGCCGGGCUCAGGGCGCGGGCGGCGGCGGGGCUGAAGCUGGGGUCCCCCGCCCGCGGGCGCCGCAUGGUGCGGGCCUGAUGCCGGAGCGUGGCCCGGCGCCGCGGCAGCGCUGCGGGAGGAGGAUGGCGGGGCUGGCGUGGAAGUGGCCGCGCACCCGCCUGCCCGUGGGGGCCAGUGCCCUGGGAGUUUUCGUCCUCUGCUGGCUCUACAUCUUCCCCGUCUACCGGCUGCCCGACGAGAAGGAGAUCGUGCAGGGAGUGCUGCUGCAGCAGGGCAAGGCGUGGAGGAGGAACCAGACUGCGGUCACCCUGUUCAGGAAACUGCUGGAAGAAUGCUGUGACCCUGGGCAGCUCUUUGCUAUGACAAAGCUGAACUCCCCGAUGGGGAAGAACCUCUGGUUUGAUGGGGAAUUUUUAUAUUCUUUCACUAUUGACAAUGCAACUUACUCUCUCUUCCCACAGGCUACUCCCUUCCAGCUGCCACUGAAGAAAUGCUCCGUGGUGGGAAAUGGUGGGAUCCUGAAAAAAAGCGGCUGCGGCAAACAAAUAGAUCAAGCAGAUUUUGUCAUGCGGUGCAACCUUCCACCUUUAUCCAGUGAAUACAGCAAGGAUGUUGGAUUGAAAACCCAGCUGGUGACUGCAAAUCCCAGUAUAAUUCAGAAAAGGUUCCAGAACCUGCUGUGGUCUCGAAAAGCGUUUGUGGACAGUGUGAAGGUGUAUAACCAGAGCUACAUCUACAUGCCAGCCUUCUCGAUGAAGACGGGGACGGGACCUUCCCUACGUGUCUAUUACACCCUGGAGGACUUUGGUGCCAAGCAGACGGUCCUUUUCGCCAACCCCAAUUUCCUGCGUGACAUUGGCAAGUUCUGGAAGAAUAAAGGUAUACACGCCAAACGACUUUCCACAGGACUUUUCCUAGUCAGUGCUGCCCUUGGUCUGUGUGAAGAAGUGACAAUUUACGGCUUCUGGCCGUUCUCGGUGGACCUUCACGGGAAGUUUAUUAGCCAUCAUUACUAUGACAACGUCUUGCCCGAUUCUGGGUUCCAUGCCAUGCCGGAGGAAUUUCUACAGCUCUGGUUUCUUCAUAAAAGUGGUGUACUGAGAAUGCAGCUAGAACCAUGUGAGGACCCUUUAAUCCAGUCUUCUGCCUGAGGAUCAUGGGAGUCGGUUUGGGAGAUCCAGUAGUUUGUAAUUUCCAUGCUCUCCAACAGAGAGUUCUGUUUUCUGUUGAUUCUUUUUAAAAGGAAAAUAAUCAUGGAUCUGCGCAGACCAUAAAAAUGUUACUUGAAAGCCAAAUGGAAUACAUCCUUAAUGUAUAGUGCUUUAUGGAACUGAGGCGGGGGGAAGUGAAUCUCUCCAUUGAGUCCGUUCAGCAGCAUUGUGAACAUCAUGUUGGAAGCAGCACAGCUGAACUUUCUGAGGGACGUUUUUAAAUGACCGCUGUAAAAAGGGCAUUAAGGCUCAGAGGGACAAAGGGCCACCCACAAGCUUUGCUGACAGUGCCAAAAAUGACUGUCUGUUCAAAAAUCCAUUUCAUUCCAGAUUGGCAUCUUGUAAAACUUUCCUUUUUCCUUUUUUUUUUCUUCUCCCCCCGCUCUGUUUUGGGCUGGGGGGGUUAUGUGUGUGUAGGAGAACAUGUGUGUGUUGUGUUGUUGCCUUUGUUUCCUUCCCUUUUUUUUUCUUUUUCCCCUCAAUUGAAGGAAAAGGAAAGGCUGAAAAGCCCUAGGAGCUGAGUACCAUCAACUCCUCUGAAGACUCUUGGGAGAGUGAAUGGUGCUAAGAAUGUGGUUAGAAGAAUGUCCUGCUACUGAGUAUGGAUGAACCUACCUAUUGUAGGUUUUAUCAGGAUACUUUAUGUCAUUGCACUUAGAGCCGUGCUAGUGCUAUGCUGUGGGCAAGAGCUGGUUAAGGGUAGCGGGUUCUAAAAUAAAACGUGUUAUAAAACCAGUAGUGUAGUGCAGCCUGGUUUCAGCUGACCUGCUGGAAGAUUUCCAUGGUGGCUUUAGUAGGAGGGAUGGAUCGUGACCUGUUUUGCUGUCCAGCCUUAGGGAUUAAUUCUGUAUUCAUUUGGACUCCAGAUGUUCAUUGACUGUCAAGGGGAUUUGAGGUGUUCAGUGGAAUGCGGAAUGAGGUUCUUCAUUUGCUUAUAGCAGAAAAACUGCAGAAAUGAAUGUUAACUAUCCUUUAAAAUGAGCUGAAGCUUUGGAAAGCCUUUCUCUUUGUGUGACUAGCUCUUCUGCUAGGAUUGUAAUGUUAGCCUUAAAGACUUUUCUCACAAGAUUGUCUCUGGUUAAAGAUAGUCUGAAAAAAUAAAACAGCCUUUGGGAGCACUGAAACGCUGCAUAGUCAGCAAGAAAAAAAUAAAAAAAGAAAAAAGGAGAGAGAAAACAGCAGGCCCUUACAUAAGGCGACCUCUAUCCUUGCAGUGGGUGAAUUCAAUCAGUGUGUGCAUUGCACACAUGCUGCUCCGGCCAGCACAGAGCCUGAAGGACUGUUUUAUUUUGGGUGAUUACUUGGACAGCAAGAUGGUCCUAUCACCAUGUAAAUGAGAAAUCUUUUUGUUUGUUUGCUUUGGUUUAGCACUAUAGGACAAGAAGAGAAUACCAGUUCAGCCCACAGUGCAAUUUUGGCUGCAAGAUGUUAUCACCAUUAACUUUAAAAAUCCAAAUCAGUGUUCUCUUUCUUAUCCUUCCAUCAUUAGUAGCUGAAAUUCUAGUCAAAGUGUUGAAACAACAAAAUUGUCAUCAGGUUUCCACAAUAAUUUCCUGUGCUACCUGUUUUAGCUCCAAAGUACUAGUAUUUGGGGGGAUGUGUCCUAUCAUAUGUUGAAAACAUCUCUCUUUGUAGACUACCAACUGCAAGUUAUAUAGAUAUAAUUAAAAAAGAAAGUCAAAAUCCAUUGCUCUUCUUUAAAUAUGAAUAAUUAAACUAUCUAUAUAGGACACUGGAAAAAAAAAUCAUGUUUUGCUUUUUAAACCUAUGUUUCAUAGUAAAAUCUUCUUUCUAAAUAUAGAUAUUCCAAGCAUAAAGUGGGCACUGCUCAAUAGAAUUACAGGGCAGUGCUAAACUGUAACAUGGAGAUUUUGACUAAGUAGCAUUCUAGAGAUUGUUCUGAUAAAAUCUGAAUGUGCUUCUUCAAA